AUGAAGAGAAUAGGUGCUUGCGACCCAUUGGGACGUUGGACAGAAUGGAGCGCGCAUACUAAUUCGUGGUCGUUCGAGGAACAUUCAAAUAGCAAGCAAGCCAGGCUUACGGGGGAUAUUCAUUGGUCGACUGAAAAUGGGGUGAGUGAUGACGCGCUAGAGGGAAGUUUUAGCGGUGGAAGAUCAGUUGUAGUCGCGGGGUUGAACAGAGCGGCCGCGGCUCAUGCCGGCUCCGACCCGGUACCUCGUUUCGUAUCUCGCUGCCCGCUUCGAGGG
Molecule: messenger RNA, 276 nt
Organism: Brenthis ino (lesser marbled fritillary)
Lineage: Eukaryota; Metazoa; Arthropoda; Insecta; Lepidoptera; Nymphalidae
Source: the annotation of a GenBank genome assembly